Vicia villosa (hairy vetch) is the source of this 330-nucleotide messenger RNA. RefSeq lists its product as uncharacterized. Lineage: Eukaryota; Viridiplantae; Streptophyta; Magnoliopsida; Fabales; Fabaceae. The record is from RefSeq and is a predicted model, not a curated record. Bases 1 to 330 code for a protein of 109 amino acids. The transcript has 4 exons.
AUGGUAGUGAAAGUGUAUGGACCAGACUAUGCUUGCCAUAAAAGGGUGAUAGUGUGCCUCAUUGAAAAGGAAGUUCAGUUUGAAACAGUUCAUGUUGAUGGCUUUAAGGGAGAGCACAAAGAACCUCACUAUCUCAAGUUGCAGGGUUUGAUUUGGAAUCAUGGGAUUGCUGCUAUACAUGGUAAGGAGACUGGAGCAGGUGAUAUUUUGCUAUACAUUGUAAGGAGACUGGAGCAGGGGAAGACAGAUAUGUUUUUGUGUGUGUCAGGAUUAAGUAUUGGCAGCAACAAGUCUAACCCACUUCAAUUUGAGGUGUUGCUUAAAGAUUGA